Messenger RNA from Rhopalosiphum padi (bird cherry-oat aphid), 1758 nucleotides. Its product is annotated as filamin A-interacting protein 1-like. Gene Ontology annotation, cellular component: axoneme. Gene Ontology annotation, biological process: intraciliary transport. Lineage: Eukaryota; Metazoa; Arthropoda; Insecta; Hemiptera; Aphididae. The record is from RefSeq and is a predicted model, not a curated record. The coding region runs from base 364 to 1503 and encodes 379 amino acids. The transcript has 5 exons.
UUCAAUGUGUAUACCUAAUAAUAACCUAAACUAUAACAUGUUAUACCCAUUUAAAAUGUAUUAAUUAAAUGUUGGCUUUUAUACCGUUAAAUGGUCAAAGUAUUUUCUAAAUAUAACGAACAAUGAAUAUUUGGAAAACUAAAUAAUCGUUCAACUUAAUUCAUUUAAAUAAAAAUGGUCUACACAUAAUAGUUUUCAGCGCGUUUCCAUUGAUUUUGUACGUCCGUAGCAACGGAACCAACAGUAUACAUAGUACGACGCAGUAUGGUUGUACGCUACAAAUGUUUAUUUUCCACUGGUCGUAGUAUUUUCAUAAUCUUUUCAUUUGUCGGUGAUUAAAUAUUAGUAGAAAACAGUUAAAAUAUGUUACGCAUCAAACAAUUACAGAAUAAAUUGUCUGAGGCCCAGGAACAAAUAGACGGUUUGAUGGGUGAAAAUCGAUUAUUGAAAAUUAUGGAGAGACGGCAAGAAAACGCACUAUCUAAAUACGAGGGCACACAUGCUCAACUGCCACAGGUGAUUAAAUCGUACAGCGCAGAUAUUCGGACGCUUCAGACUCGACUGAAGACUAUGAAAAAUUCAUACAGAGAAUUGGAGGACAGAAAUCGCUUGAUUAGUACUGAGCUAUUGGAUGUUCAAAAACAACAUAAACACUUGUUGGACUUGACCAAGAACAAACAGCUCGGCGAAAGGGAGAAAUUGUCGAAUCAGCUCGAAGAAGCGGAAAACAUAAUUAAACAGCAAGAGACCAAACAUCAGAAUUUAAUGAACAAACUCGAACUUCUAAAUAAGAACCACCGAAAUCAAAUAAACGUAGAGAUAAGCAAAAGUAAGGCUCUUCAGAUGGAAUUAAACCGUUUAAAGGAAACAAACGACCAACUACUAUCAAAAAUUGAAAAACUCAAAUACCAAAGUUAUGGUGGCAGACAGAGCUACGCAUUUGGAGUAAACCAACGUAUUGCACCUAAAUCCAGGUCUACGGUAAUUUCUAAGAGCUCAUUAUUAGUUGACGUCGUCGGCGUCGUCGUCGAUCGAAACCCAUCAUCGGGAGUCCACGUGAAAACGGUGAAACCUGAAUUGGUUCACGGCGAGUCCGAGAUCAGCGAUCACACCAAAGACCUUCAAAAGAAUCUAAUGAGGCAAGUACACGAGGAUGUGAUUAAUAAACCGAACAUGUUAGUAAAUGAUAAAAUGGAAUCGCCGCAUUUGAAUUCCGGAAUAGCUGAACUGAUGAAGAAAAAAGAUUUAUCUGACGAAUUUGACGAAAGUAUCGUGCAGCAGAUUGAACCCAAUGAGGCUGACAAUCCUUUUUCUUUAUCAAAGACUAGUGGAAUAAAGUCGACCGGAGAACAUCAAUCGGUGACAAACUUGAAAAUUAAAGACGAAGAAUUAAUUAAUGCUGGUGAAGAUAACUUGCAAAAAGACGAUAAUUCCUGCUCAGAUGAUGAUGAUGAUGAUAACGAUACGAGUAGUGCAUCAUUUGUUAGUAAUUCUGAUGAAUAGAUAUAUCUACGUUUAAUUUUAGUUUUAUAGGUUUUGAGCGAAAAAAGAAAUGUAUUACCGUAAUGGUUUUACAAUGUUAUAUUUUAGUUAUAUUUAGUUAAGAAUAGUGGUCCAAAAAUUUCAUCUGAUCUCAUACGUUGAUUAAACAUAGUAUUAUCUAAUUACUAAUUAUUGAGAAGAUUUUUAGUUGAAUUUCCUUUAAAAAAAAAAGGAAAAAUUUAUUAUUAAUACAUUUAAAAAAAAGUGGUGAAAUUU